UUCGAGUCCCGUCCGGUUGGUGGUCAGAACGACCUCCUCAGUGUCCUACUGGCCGGGCCAACCUCUCAUCCUCCGCUUCAUCUUCGCCGAAUCCAACCUCCGGUACCAGUGACGGCGUCUCAACACAACUGUGCUGCUCCAGUCGUCCAGACUCUUGCGGCCGUGGUUGCUAGGUCGUCUCUGCACCCCUGCCUCUGGCCGCAGGCCUCCGACAGCCUUUCGCAACCCCCUAGACCAGACCGACGCCAACACGGCCUCAACUUUAUUGUUGGUAAACACUGGGCAAUGCGGGUUGCCAGCGGGGGUUGGGAAACACCCGACCCAAUUUGA
Messenger RNA from Protopolystoma xenopodis, 330 nucleotides. The record is from the annotation of a GenBank genome assembly. NCBI's taxonomy places the organism in Eukaryota, Metazoa, Platyhelminthes, Monogenea, Polystomatidea, Polystomatidae.